Molecule: messenger RNA, 888 nt
Organism: Pedinophyceae sp. YPF-701
Lineage: Eukaryota; Viridiplantae; Chlorophyta; Pedinophyceae
Source: the annotation of a GenBank genome assembly
AUGGCUGGCAAGGCAGCACAGAAGAAGGUGGCGCAGAAGGCCGCGGAGGCGGCCGAGGCGGUCGAGGCCGCCGCGUCGCCCGACCUCAAGCGGCUCGAGUUCGUGGACAAGGCCGCCAAGGCCUUAUACGAGAACACCUCGGCCGCGUAUGCGAACGCGAAGGGGAAGCUGCCUCAGGUGGUGAUGGGGACGGUGAUCGAGCCCAUUGAGGGGCUCGUGGGCAAGACGAUGAGCACGUCGUACGCGACGCAGGCGCAGGAGGCCGCGCCGAAGAUCAUGGCGACCGCGGACCAGAAGAUCGACAUGUACAUCACGCGAGCCUUCGACGCCUACGAGACGCAGAAGGCCUUCGUGACCGCGAAGGUCGCUCCCUACUCGGACCAGGCCCUCGCGCAGCUCCAGACUGCCCGCGAGGCCUACCUCACCAACGUCGAGCUAGCCCUCGGCCGCGUCCGCGCCGCGUUCCCCGCCGACGUCGGCGCGUCCGCCACCGCCGCGGCCGACCGCGUGCACGCCGCGAUCGCCGACGCGCGCGGCAGGAUUACGGACUUUAACGUAGUCGGCAAGGUGCACGAGUCGUGGACGACGUUCCUCCGCAUCCCCGUCGUCCACGCCGUCGCGAUGCAGGCCGAGCCGCACGUUGUCCGCGCGCGCGGCAUGUACAGCGUAGCGCACGACGCUGUCGUGUCGAACGCGUACUACGCGCAGGCGCACACCGCGGCGUGCGCGCUCGCGGGCUGGAUCGCGGGCUCGUGGCCCGCGCAGCAGGCCAGCCGCGUCGUCACGCCGGCGUACAACCGCUACAUGCCCACGACGGCGCGCACCUACGUCGAGGGCUUCGCGGGCGGCGUCGCGUCGCAGCUGCGGCCGCUGGUGCCGGGCGCCUGA